Messenger RNA from Quercus lobata, 1377 nucleotides. RefSeq lists its product as uncharacterized. NCBI's taxonomy places the organism in Eukaryota, Viridiplantae, Streptophyta, Magnoliopsida, Fagales, Fagaceae. The coding region runs from base 1 to 1377 and encodes 458 amino acids. The transcript is spliced from 2 exons. The record is from RefSeq and is a predicted model, not a curated record.
AUGAGUAUCAAGCAGCAAAAGGAUGAAACUUUAAGAGCCUACAUAUCCCGCUUCAAUAAGGAGGCACUCUCGAUCGACAAAGCCGACAAUAAGAUACUUGUCGCAGCGUUCACGAAUGGGCUGAAGAAGGGUAAGUUUUUGAUCUCCCUGUAUAAAAACGACCCAAAGACCAUGUCGGAAGUACUUUACCGGGCCACAAAGUAUAUGAACGCCGAAGACGCGAUGUUGGCGCGAGAUGAGAGGCCAAAGAAAAGAGAGAGGCAGGAAGACACUCGGCAGGACCAAGGCCGAAAGAAAGCAAGGACGGGAGACCAAAGGGAUGAGAGGCGCCCUAAGCCCCUAGGGGGAAGAUUCACGAACUUCACUCCGUUGACAGCACCAAUAGAUCAAGUCCUUAUGCAAAUCAAGGACGAGGAGGCUCUGACGUUCCCGGGAAAGCUGAAGAGCGAUCCCAACAAACGUUCUAGGGAUAAACAAGAAAAACUGCAGAAGUUCGUUAGCAACAAGAAAACGGAUCCACCCCCACAAGACCAACACCCCCGACAGGAUAAUGAGCAACCGAGGCCCCCGAUAGGGGACAUAAGGAUGAUCGUAGGAGGAACGGCUGUCGCCGGGUCAUCCAAAAAAACUCGCAAAACCUACCUUCGAAUGGUACAAAAUGUUCAACUGACGGGAGUUAUGCCGAAAAUAGCACGAAGAGAAGGCCCCAUAAUCGGGUUCUCAGAAAAGGAUGCACGACGCCUUCACCAUCCACAUGACGAUGCGCUCGUCGUCAGCUUACGGGUAGAAGACUACAACAUGCACCGAGUGUUGGUCGACAACGGCAGUUCAGCAGAUAUUUUAUACUACUCGGCAUUCCAGCAAAUGAGGAUCGACAGGGAGCGAUUGAUUCUGACAAAUGCCCCGCUCGUGGGCUUCAGAGGGAGCCGGGUAUUCCCCCUGGGCGCGGUCACAUUGUCCGAAAUGGUAGGCGAUUACCCUCAGCAGAUAACCAAGAACAUAACAUUCUUGGUGGUCGAUUACUCGUCUGCCUACAAUGCUAUCCUCGGAAGACCCACGCUCAAUUCAUGGAAGGCAGUAACUUCAACCUACCAUCUAAUGAUUAAGUUUCCUACUGACUACGGAGUAAGGGAGCUGCGCAGAAGUCAGAUGGCUGCGCGUGAAUGCUACGUAGCCAUGAUGGAAAUGGAAGAUCAGGUUCAGGCUUUGAGUAUAGAAGAGCACCGGACGGUAAUGGAGCCAGUAGAGAAGCUAGAAGAGAUACCCCUUGGCAGUUCCAACCCUGGCCGAACGACCAAAAUUGGAACACUCGCUAACCCCGCAAUCCGUCAAGAGCUCAUAACCUUCCUCAGAGGCAAUCGGGACGUCUUUGCCUAG